Porites evermanni is the source of this 349-nucleotide messenger RNA. NCBI's taxonomy places the organism in Eukaryota, Metazoa, Cnidaria, Anthozoa, Scleractinia, Poritidae. The record is from the annotation of a GenBank genome assembly.
AUGGAAGCAAGAUCUUCCAUUUCCUUGUCAGUGAUGCCAUCUUCUGGUUUUUCAGGGGUCUCUUCUUCAACUGAACUACUUUUAAAUGUGAACAUACUGGCUCGGCUUCCUAACAGAUUACAAAAAGGAACCAACUAUCAUUAUCAUUAUUGAUAGUAGUGGUAGUAGUGGUAGUAGUGGAAGUGGUAGUGGUGGAGGUGGUGGUGGUGGUGGUAGUGGUAGUGGUAGUGGUAGUGGUAGUGGUAGUGGUAGUGGUAGUGGUAGUGGUAGUGGUAGUGGUAGUGGUAGUGGUAAUGGUAGUGAUAGUGGUAGUGGUAGUGGAAGUGGUAGUGGUAGUGGUAGUAGCAGU